Molecule: messenger RNA, 1659 nt
Organism: Elaeis guineensis (African oil palm)
Lineage: Eukaryota; Viridiplantae; Streptophyta; Magnoliopsida; Arecales; Arecaceae
Product: RING-H2 finger protein ATL16-like
Biological process (GO): protein ubiquitination
Molecular function (GO): transferase activity
Source: RefSeq, a predicted model, not a curated record
UCUUCUCAACCAAGUCUCUCUCUCUAAAAUAAAAUGGCCUCUUGUCUCCCUUUUCCAACAUUACCAACCUCAUGCCAUUGAAUCUCCCUCUUGGACCUCACCUUAUCCCUCCUCUUCAUUUGUCCAGCUCGAUACUUCUUUCCAUUCAAUCCCCCUCGCCCCUUGUAUUCUUAUCUCCUCUGAUCUCUCUCACUUUCAUUUCUGCCGUUAUGUCAACACUCCAAAAGACCCUCCUCAGAUCUCCAACACCACAAAGCUCAUCUUAAGCUCCUAUCACCACCACCACUUCAAUCCAUCUUAACUUAUUUUUCUUUUCCUUCCAUUAGAAUCAAUUCUCUCUCCCCAUCACCACCUCCAAUGGAUCCAACUCUUAGGCCUCCCCUCACAAGCCAACCCCCACCACCCCCACCCUCCACCUCCUCCUCAUCGUACACCAGCUUCCCCAUCUUGGUCAUCACCAUCCUCGGCAUCCUCACCACCGCCAUCCUCCUCCUCAGCUACUACAUCUUCGCCAUCAAGUGCCGCCUCAACUUGCGCCGUGCCGACCUCGUGCGCCGCCUCUACUUCGCCCGGUCCCGACGCCACCAAUUCCACAUGCCUCCAAUCAUCAACACCACCACCGCACCCGAAUUUCGCGGCCUCGACCCAUCCACCGUCCGCUCCAUCCCCAUCAUCAAAUUCAGAAAAGCCGGCGGCGACGCCGAAGCCGAGAGGAGGACCUCCUUCAACGAGUGCGCCGUGUGCUUGAAUGAGUUCCAAGAGGAGGAGAAGCUCAGGCUCCUCCCCAGCUGCUCCCAUGCCUUCCACAUCGACUGCAUUGACAUCUGGCUCCAGUUCAAUGCCAACUGCCCACUAUGUAGGUCAGACAUCACCGGCCCAAUACCAAUUCCAUCCCAACAAUUCAUGGUCCAACCUCCUGAUCAAGUGAUGAAUGGAAGCAUAGUUAUAGAAGUGAGAGGAGAUGAAAGUGGUGCCCAGACUCCAAGAAUGGAAGCUCCGAAUCCUUCGCCGAGGUCCGGGCAGGGGAAGAAGGGGAGAAAGUUGCACAAAAUGGGGAGCAUGGGGGAUGAGUGCAUCAAUGUGAGGGGGAAGGACGAGCGGUUCUGCGUUCAGCCCAUAAGGAGGUCAUUCUCCAUGGAUUCCUCCAAUGAUAGGCAGCUCUAUCUUUCAGUUCAGGAGUUACUGAGGCACAAUCCGCAGUGUUUUCAAGAGGCAGGAGGGAGUGGAGAAGAAGAAGCGAGCAGCAGCAGCAGCAGCAGCAGCAGUGGUGGUGGUGGUUGCGGCAGAGUCCGGCGGUCGUUCUUCUCAUUCGGACAACGGAGCUCAAGAACUGCUAUUCUUCCAUUCCAUGUUGAUCAAUGAUCCUUAGGCUUUUUUUUUUUUUCCUUAUUCUUGGUUGGAUGAUGGAUGUUGAAACUGGUGGAGGAGGAUGGAAAAGGUUGUGAUACAAAGAUAGGGUUUGAUUAGGGAGUGUAAAUGAGAUUGGGUAGCUUCAGAGUGGGAUUGGUGUUGUUUUGUUUGUGUGAUAAGAGGCAUCAUUACUGUAAUCAUAGAAAGUGUUCUAAGCUGUCCUUUCAGCACUUUUCUUUUGACUGUUUGUGUGUUUGUGAUACAAUUUUGACUCUCACAAGUCACAAGGAAAAGGUACUUUGUGCGUGA